CAGGCCUUCUUAGAUGCUGUCAUUGCGCGCUAUUCCACCAACACGCGAUCGUGGAAGGAACAGGUUCGAAGCCGACCUUCCGAGCACCAUAUCGGCUCAGCCCCACGGAGCUAGCCGACAUGAAGAAAUAGAUCGAGUAUCUCCUCGCAAAAGGACUCAUCCGACCAUCUAUUUCGCCAUACGGUGCCCCAAUACUCAAAACUCGGAACCUCCACAAAAAAUGAAGGAAUUAUUGAAGGAGUUCCAAGACAUUCUUCCCGACGACCUUCCGAACGAGCUGCCACCAUACCGAACGCGCCAAUACGAGAUCGUGGAAGUACCAUGUUCGAAGCCGACCUUCCGAACACCAUAUCAGCUCAGCCCCAUGGAGCUAGUCGACAUGAAGAAAUGGAUCGAGUAUCUCCUCGCAAAAGGACUCAUCCGACCAGCCACUUCGCCCUACAGUGCCCCAGUACUCUUCACACCGAAACCAGACGGAAGCCUGCGCAUGUGCAUCGAUUACCGAGCUCUCAACAAGCAGACCAUCAAGAACAAAUACCCAAUCCCUCGAAUCGAUGACCUGCUUGACCAGCUUCUGGAAGCCAUGGUAUUUUCCAAACUAGAUCCGUGGUCCGGGUACUGGCAAGUACAAAUGGCGGACAAUUCCAUCCAUAAAAAUGCCUUCCAAACUCGGUACGGGUCGUACGAGUAUCUGGUAAUGCCGUUCGGACUCACCAACGCACCGGAAACAUUCCAAGCCGAAAUCAACCAUAUUCUACGCCCACUCUUGGACGAAUGCGUGGUGCUUUACCUAGACGACAUCCUCAUAUACUCACGCGACAUGCAGUAGCACGUCCAACACCUGCGACGCG
Messenger RNA from Closterium sp. NIES-67, 851 nucleotides. Lineage: Eukaryota; Viridiplantae; Streptophyta; Zygnematophyceae; Desmidiales; Closteriaceae. The record is from the annotation of a GenBank genome assembly.